Messenger RNA from Osmia bicornis bicornis, 4328 nucleotides. Its product is annotated as neuropeptide FF receptor 1-like. The record is from RefSeq and is a predicted model, not a curated record. Gene Ontology annotation, cellular component: membrane. Gene Ontology annotation, molecular function: neuropeptide Y receptor activity. Gene Ontology annotation, biological process: G protein-coupled receptor signaling pathway. Lineage: Eukaryota; Metazoa; Arthropoda; Insecta; Hymenoptera; Megachilidae. The coding region runs from base 840 to 2369 and encodes 509 amino acids. The transcript has 9 exons.
UCUGUUCAGUUUACCGUGGUCACCGCUUCCGAAACUUCUCGCGCUUAUCAUCCGCGGCGGGAAAUCAAUUCGACCGUGAGUUUCGAUCGAGAUUAAUCGACGGAUAAUCGAAUUGGAAAGCCGGCAAGAUUGAAAUUAGAUCAAGUAUAAUGAAAAGAGGAGAAUUAAAGUUUGUUGAAAAUUGUGGCGAGUGCUUAGGAUUAGAACAACUGACGUUGAAGUUAAAAAUAAAUAGAGGAUGGAAAAUAAAUUAGUCCAUGUACAUAAGGCACUCGAAGAAUUCUUUUUUGAUUUCAAAUCUUGAACAUUGAUGAAAACUUCUCACAGGUUUCUGUGAAUACCACGCGAGAGAUUUCGCGAAUUCAAUUAGCCUGAAACGAUUAAAGCGAAGCGUCGAUAACCUUAUUGGGUCUGCCUGAUUGAUAAGCCAGUAAUGGGAUCGAUCGAUGGGAAUACUUUAGGGAAUAUGUCAACGAUAAAUUGGACAGUGUCGUUUACAGUCGCCUCCGAUAUGUCCAUAUCGAAAAUUAACGACGGAAGUGUUUUCAAAUUGACUUAAUAAACGUUUCACGAUUAACGAUCUGUAAUUAAGAAAAUUGAUCAUUUCCAAGUGAUGAAAACUGAGGCAUCCCUUGUUAAGAUAAAUUUCGUGGUCAAUUAAAAAUUAUACAGCCUUCCGUUUGAUCCACGAAAUAACCGGAAGCUGAUGUUUUCUAUUCAACGAUCGAAGGACUGAUGAAAAGUAGGACAAAGGAGGACAAAAAUCAUCGAAAGUGAACUAAUAUCGUUAAAGGAAGGUAUAACGUUUUAUGAAACGAGUGUAGAAGACGUCUGAGAGAAUGGUAUCGACAACAUCCUUGUCGAGCUUCAACAAUUCGUACAACGGAACGACGUCUCUGAACGAAACCUUCAAAAUGGAUAUCACUGGAGAUAUACUUUGGUACUUUUACGACAAAUUCCACAGCGAGACCAAUUACUUGUUGAUCAUCUUGUACGUACCUGUGAUAGCACUCGCAGUCACGGCCAAUACCCUCGUCAUCGCGGUGGUGUUUAAGUACCAUUACAUGCGCAGUGUCACUAAUUACUUCGUGGUCAACCUGUCGGUGGCGGAUCUUCUGGUUACCACUAUUUGCAUGCCAGUGGCUGUCAGUCAAGCAAUUUCCAUAGUAUGGAUCCAUGGGGAAGUUAUGUGCAAGCUAUCGUCCUAUCUUCAGGGUGUUGCCGUGGCGGCCUCGGUUUUCACGAUCACAGCGAUGAGCAUCGACAGAUACCUGGCGAUAAGAAGUCCGAUGGCGUUUCGUCGUGUAUUUAAUCGGAAGAGCACGAUCUUCGUUAUCGUGGCUCUUUGGCUGGUCGCGUUAAUUAUAUUUGCUCCCGUUUUAAGGGCGAUGACCCUCCAGAGCCCGGGCAUGGAACUUAGCAACAUUACUUUCUACGGAUCGUGGACAAUGUCGAGGAAUUUUACCGAGGAUAUCUCUCGCGUGUCACAACGGCCACCUGCGUUCUACAUUUGUUCGGAGGACUUCAAACCAUUGGGUAUUCGAGCGCAUCUUUUCGGCGCCGUCUGUUUCGUCUUGGUUUAUGCCAUUCCCGGUUUCGUCGUGAUACUCUCUUACUCGAUGAUGGGUCGAACGCUGUGCUCCAGGAAACCACCCUUCGAUUGCGACAGCGUCGAAGGAAGUGCCAGCUCGCAACAGAGUUUCAGGCUGGUACGGGAGCGACGUCGAAUUGCCUGGAUAUUGCUCCUUCUGGCGGUGCUUUUCGCUCUCUGCUGGCUGCCGUACAAUGUUUUAAUGCUGUUAAUCGAUCUCGGAGCAAUCGGGGAAGGAACAGUUACGACCAAUGCUCUAUCCUAUUGCCUGUUUCUGGGACACGCGAACAGCGCCUUGAAUCCUAUUGUCUACUGCUUCAUGACUCGGAAUUUUCGACGGAGCGUCGUGGAGAUUGUUUGUCGCGGUUCCCGUGGCUUGGCACGUAGAAGACCCCGUCGAAGAAGUAUUCAAGGAACGGGGGUGAUCGAUGACGUCUGCGCAGGGUGCAGCGCUGGUGGCAACGUGAGACGAGGAUUGCUACGAAAACGAAGAAUGUUACCCGGAUGCGGAUGCGGGCUACCGAUCGGUCCUCAUCACUCCGUGUUGGCGGUGAAACGAACGGCCACGACGAGCAGCGGAUACGACAGCUUUUACAGCAGACACAGCCCUCACAGACGUUGCUAUAUGUUGCGGAGCCUUCGAGGGAGACCGCAAACACCGACGGGCCAGGCUCAGAACGCGAACAAACGACAGGAAACCUGCUCCGAGAAGAACGUGACUAUUAGUCAACCGCGUGUUAAUACCCUCGUUACAACAGACGAACAACGUUGCUCUUAAAUACCAUCGAUUACUUAACCGGUGAUCCAACGGUUGUAGACGUUGAGGAAUUUUGGAGUGUUGGUAGUAAUCGAUGAAAAGAUGAACGGAGAAAGGAGUCUCGAGGCAAAAUCGCGAAUAAAUUUUAUCCUAAUCGAUGUAUUUUUCAUUAUUUAUUCUUGAGACGAAGCAGGGGAACUUGGAUUGAUUGAUUUUGAGAUAUUGAAAAUUUGACACGAAAUUAUUGUAGCAUUGCUGAACAAAAGGAGGGAUUUUUUGGUACAAAUAUCCUGUCAUUUUUUGUAGUUCUUUUACGACAAACUGUGCUACAUGAAUGAUGAACGAAAGAAGAAAGACACGGGUUGUUGUUAACGAGGUACAGAACGGAGGGGUAAGUUUGUUAAGAGACAAGUAGGGCUACCCUUUCAAAGGAGAAUGUUGAUACAGCGAGGAGCACUUAUACUCCACGACACUGUUUACCGCGUGUCUUUCGCACUCAGUUCCUUCCAACUUCCCUUCGAAAUAAUUCCUGGUAUUAAAACUGAUAAAAAAUAUGUUGCAAAAGGGAUGCAACUGCAACGAGACUGAACGAACGUCAAUCGUUUGCAAAUAUUUGCUCUACUUCGGUAAACUUGUUCGCUCUCAUUUGACGUCGAGCAAUUCAAUUAAAUUCGAUUAAAUUUGAAUUGAAAUAGUCUCGAUAAAAAUAUUUUCCCAGUUCAGGAAUCAAAGAUAUCAAACAGAAGAAAUGGUUGGAUUCUUUUUUUUUUCUUGAAAUCUAACGGAUCUAAGAAACUUUUCUGAAUGGAAGUUGAUCAAAUUGAGAAGGGUGUGUUAAAGCGACAAGGGCGAGCCUUGGUACUCCGAUACUCCCUUGAAUAUUUGCCGACGAUACGCUGCGAACAGAAAAGUAUCGGGGAAUAUUUAUAAAAAGCGCUUUAUAUCGAUCCAGGUAUUUCGCUAAGGAGCUCGUUGAGAAGGAUGAUAAGAUUCGUGGCAAUUUAGAGGAAGCUUGAUAGCCAGGCUUAAAAUUCGUGCAAGGAGUCUCGAAACUUUCUUGCAACUUCGCAUAGUUACGUGCUUACGGAAAUCUUGUCACGAAAAUAGUUGAAAUUCCCGUCUGAAACGCAGCGAGGAAAAUAGCAUGACAUCGACGAGGAAUAAAUCGUUUCAAGGAAUGGAAAAAUGAAAAUAGGGUUGGACCCGCAAAGGAUGAACUCUCGUGGCUGCAGCAGGCAAUCUCGUUUACGGUUCUUUUUGAUCGCGAACCGACAGGAAAACGUACGGCCGAUACUGCUUUGGUAAAAAUUUAUUCCACGACGACAGGUAAUACAUACGAAUUGGACGGACCACCUAGCCGCGUAAAAGUAUCACAAAAAAAGUAUAUUACAAAGAAAUUUAUACGCUACGUUUGUCGACGAGUAGUGUACAAUUAAAGAAAUUGCAACUUUGCCUCUCGCUAAGGACAGAUGGUUCCUCUUAUCGUACGAAAAUGAUAACGCAUAGCUCGUUGGCCCCCGUGUAUCGAUUGGCUUCGUUUUACCAUAUUUCUUCUUAUCAAUUUCAACUUCUCUUCGAUACAAUUUCCAUCGCGUUAUUUAGAGGAACACGAAGUUACAAAGAGCGAGUUUUACGAAUCUUCUUCUGGCAUUUUCUUUUUUUUUUUUUUUUUAUUCUUAUCCUAUAGAACAAUAUAGUUCGCAAGCUUCUUCUUACCUAAGAGCUUAAAGUAGUCACUUGCCUGCUCGGUCGUUUAUCAUUUGCUACUUACGUAUACGUUUACGAAACUUCGGCCAGUUUCUGUUUCCUUUCAUCCGCCGGAAUUAGAUCGCACCGAUUACACGGUACACAGUCAUUGUAUUCUUUUUUUCAAUAAUUUCUUGUAAAAUUUAUUUAGGAACGUUUUAGCAUCAUAGCUUCCGAGAAAAAGAAUCCUAAGAGCUAGGGAUCUAACGCACUUAACGAUGUAGACACAGAGGG